UUCUUUACUUCCGGGUCGGAGGAACACUUCCGGGGAAACACAGUGUACUCUUAGAGCCCUUUUUGUGUGUGUUUUGGGGGUGGGCAUCUGGAAGAAGAAGAAGGAGGCGGAGGCCUGGGCUCCUGGGAGGGAGAGCGGGGCGCCAUGAGCGGUCUGCAGAACAAUGUUGCCAGAAGACAAUUUCUGCUGGAAAGAUUAUUGGAUGCAGUUAAACAGUGCCAGAUCAGAUUCGGAGGAAGAAAAGAGAUUGCGUCUGAUUCAGACAGUAGGGUUACUUGCCUCUGUGCUCAGUUUGAAUCUGUGCUUCAGCAUGGUUUGAAGAGGACCCGGGGAUUAGCCUUAACUGCAGCAGCAAUCAAACAGGCAGCAGGCUUCUCCAGUAAAACUGAAAUGGAGGCUAUUUUCUGGUACUACGUGAAAGAAGUUCUUAAUAAACAUGAGCUACAACGCUUCUACUCCUUGAAGAAUAUCACAACAGAUGUUGGCAGAGGUCGUGCCUGGUUACGCUGUGCACUAAAUGAACAUUCCUUAGAAAGAUACUUUCAUAUGCUGCUUGCAGAUAAAAAUCAGCUUAGUGUCUUCUAUGAAGACUGGUCCUUCAUGAUGGAUGAAGAACGCUCUAGUAUGAUUCCCACUAUGGCAGCUGGAUUGAAUUCUAUUCUAUUUGCAAUCAACAUUGAUAACAAGGAUUUGAAUGGGCAAAGCAAGUGCCCACCCACAGUUUCCGACCUUCUUAAGGAAUCUACACAGAAUGUUACCUCUUUAUUGAAGGAAUCUACCCAAGGGGUUAGCAGUCUCUUCAAGGAGAUCACAGCAUCCUCUCCAGUUUCCAUUUUAAUGAAAUCUGAGCAAGAUGCUGACCCCUUGCCAAUUCUGUCAAAGAGUGUUAGUGGUGGUUCACCGUAUGGGCUUCCUUACCUUCUGCCGGUCAUCGGUGCACGGCUCGAGUUCGAUACCAAGGGUCUUGCGGCCAGCCUUUUCCGUGGAUGGAUUGCCCAGAUUACGUCCAGGUGGCGCCUCAACGGACAAUAUUACCACGAAUAUAUUCACGAGCCCUCGCCACAGACCCAUCGCCCGCCCCGUGUGGGAGGCUCCCCUCUCCGCUCCCUUGACUGUCUUUCUCAACCUCCCUCCCGCUCCAACGCCCCGGGGUUGGAGGCUAGGCACACGUCUGGCCAGAGCCAAGUUGAGGAUGUCUUCCUGAACCGUGAGAGGGCACAGUUACUUCUGUCGGUAUCACAUGGCGUGUGCCAUGACACGGACAGGAUCUGCGACUCAUCCCGUUCGUUGACGAUCGAAUGUGCGCCGCCUAGUGAUUCUCGGUUGCGCCAUCCCGGCGUGGCGCAUGCACCGGUUACCGUGGUUCUCGCGAAUUCCGCCUACGAGCCAAUUUGUUAUUCCCACUACUGCGAGUCCUAG
Messenger RNA from Sceloporus undulatus (fence lizard), 1419 nucleotides. Its product is annotated as sorting nexin-29-like. The transcript is spliced from 10 exons. The record is from RefSeq and is a predicted model, not a curated record. NCBI's taxonomy places the organism in Eukaryota, Metazoa, Chordata, Lepidosauria, Squamata, Phrynosomatidae. Bases 145 to 1419 code for a protein of 424 amino acids.